Messenger RNA from Puccinia triticina, 2628 nucleotides. RefSeq lists its product as uncharacterized. The coding region runs from base 1 to 2628 and encodes 875 amino acids. NCBI's taxonomy places the organism in Eukaryota, Fungi, Basidiomycota, Pucciniomycetes, Pucciniales, Pucciniaceae. The transcript is spliced from 4 exons. The record is from RefSeq and is a predicted model, not a curated record.
AUGCUUUCGACACUUCGAUCGUUAACCCAAUCCACCAACCUGACCCUGUUCCAUCUCCACUGCUCCCUAAUCGCGGCUCUUCUUGGAUUGGCCACCUAUCGACUAUUCAUCAAAGAUUGGUCGGACCCGUACCACUGUCAAGCACUUCUACAUACGGGAGAUUGGCUCGAUGGAUCCCGACAUACAAAUUGGCAGCCAACCGGCUGCAUGCUCCACACUUAUAAGCCGAAAUCCGUCGGCCAAUGUCUGGCCGGUCGAUCGGUGGUCUUCAUCGGCGACUCCAUCACUCGGGUGCUGUUCUAUGGAGCGCUACGGACGAUGGACCCUUCGGUCACUCCCGAUGGCCAGGCCAAGCAUUCAGACCGGACCCUGAACAUCGGCGGUAUCGAAUGGCGGUACGUCUGGGACCCAUUUCUGAACUCGACCACGUGGUCAGAAAUCCUAUCGGGCAACUACAUGUCGUCCCUACCGCCUCCAACGGGCACCUCGAAAGAAGACCUCAGCAUCAAAAACCGCCCGGCACUUCUCGUCGUAGGCUCUGGGCUUUGGUAUCUGGGACUGCCGACCGGCAUCGACACUUGGAAAAUGAAGAUCGAUCACCUCUUCCAAAUCAGCUCGCCCAGGAUGGCCCACAAACAGGCUCGCAUCGCCGACGAGAUCGUCCUCUUGCCGGUCGAAUAUCCCGCCUUCGAGAAACUCAACCAAGCCCGCAAACACAAGAUGCACCCCAACGAUGUCCAACAAAUGAACGCAUACUCUCUCCAAAAACUCAAUUCAAGUCCGAGCUCACCCAUCGCAAUCCCAACGGUUAUGAACCUGAUCUCUCAAGAAGCUCCCUCAGAAACUGAAGACGGAUUGCAUUACUCCAAUAAGCUGACAGAUAUUCAAGCAAGGAUAUUGUUUAAUUUACACUGCAAUGAUCAACUCUUGAAAAAAUUUCCCCUCGACAAAACCUGCUGUUUUCAGUAUCCGCCGCCGAAUUGGAUUCAAAUAAUAUUCUUACUCUUCUUAUUGGUUUGGGCUCCGCUUGGACUUUACAUUCAUCAGUACCCGAAUUCAUCACUAGCCGUUCACGCUUAUUUAUUCCCCUCAAACGAUCGAUUGAACUCGCUGGCAAUCUUUGGAGGCUCAAUCAUCCUAAUCUAUCUCAGCGAUCGGACCUCAAUGUUCAACAAAGAGCAGAAACAAUUCGACAAGCUUCAAUUUGCCACGUUGAAUCUGUUGGCCUUGAUUGCCGGAAUAUGGAGCGCAGUGACAUCUGAGAAGGGGGACCUAGGACUCUUGAACCGUGAACAGACCGACGAAUGGAAAGGCUGGAUGCAGAUCGCGAUCCUCAUUUACCAUUACCUCGCCGCCUCUCAGAUCUCAGGAAUCUACAACCCGAUCCGGAUCUGCGUGGCUAGCUAUCUCUUCAUGACCGGCUAUGGUCACUUCACAUAUUACUAUCUCAAGAAAGACUUCGGUUUUCCUCGGAUCCUUUCGGUGCUCGUUCGAUUAAAUCUAUUGACUUUGGUGUUGGCUUACGUCAUGGAUACCGACUAUCUGUCCUACUAUUUCUCGCCGUUAGUUAGCAUGUGGUUCUUGAUCAUUUGGGCAACAAUGUUCAUCGGUCAUCAGUGGAACGAUAGAAUGAUAUUUCUACUGCCCAAGCUGGCUUGCUCCGUCGUCCUGGUCGUCUCCUUUUUCACCGCCGAUAAACCGCUUCGAUUCGUGUUUGGAUUUAUUAAUCAGGUGUUUGGCACCGAAUGGAUAGCCACCGAGUGGAAGUUCAGAGUCACUCUGGAUAUGUACAUCGUCUAUUUGGGGAUGGUCACUUCCCUAAUUUAUCUGAAGGUUAAAGAAAACAAACUGAUCGAGAGGGACCACUCCAAUCAAUUUGAGCAAAUCCGAAAAAUUGCUCUUUGGAUCAGUUUGGUUGCGCUGGUUUGGUUUUUUUGGUUCGAAAUCUCAAGACCGAAUAAAAUCGUCUACAACCGCUACCACCCUUAUAUCUCGAUCAUCCCAAUCUCUGCCUUCAUCACCCUCAGGAACUCUACCGAGUUCCUGAGGGCCACCAACUCUAAAUUUUUCGUUUUCAUCGGCCAGUGCUCCUUGGAAACGUUCAUCAUUCAGUUCCAUUUUUGGUUAGCAGCAGAUACGAAAGGGAUCCUCAAGGUCCUGCCGUUCCAAGGCCACCGACUGCUCAACUUGAUCGUCUCGACGACCGUGUUUAUUUUCAUCAGCCAUCAAGUGGCCCAGUCAUCGGGCGGGAUAACGAGCUGGCUAUGCUAUAAGCCUAAGCCGACAUCGAGCGCAAACAACACUAAUCCGGUCAGCGGGGGCUCUCUGGAAGCCGGGCCCAAGUCGGACACCAACGACCACCAGGCUGGUCCCGGGUCCUCGUCGGUCAAUCAGCACUCCAGCUACUUGCCCCUCUCGACCGCCGACCUCGAUAAGGAUGACCAUCCCCCCGAAUCAGACAGACCACAUCAGCCUUCCCGCAUCAUCGAAGUUCUUGCAUCAUUCGGCAGGCUCUAUCAAUCCCAGCUGCCCUGCCGGGCUAUCGUCUGGUUGGCCUUCUUUUGGAUCCUUAACCUCCUCACUCCCUCUAAAGUUAAUUCUCAUGGUCACACUCUGCCUACUCAUUAA